UUGCUAUUAAGAAAGGGCCUGACCCUGCCUCUGUGGUCAGCAGGCCAAAUCACUUCAGCUUAGGAGGAAAGGCCUGUCCCAGCAGAUAUUGGUCCCCACAUACUCCCAGAGGACACAGCUCCUGAAAGGUUCCUACCUUCUUAACAAGGGUAAGGAAGCUUGAACUGAGGCUCAGAGGUAGGGACUUCCUUUCCUCUGCUGGGACUCAGACUUUGGGUAAGUCCUUUCCCUACUACAACCCUCAGCUUCUCUGCCUAGAAGUUUAUCAGGCUGGUCUCUGAGGCUUCUGCUGGGGCCCCUACCUACCUGUUAUGUAAAUCUGCCCAGGGAGAGAUUUCACUUGUGGAUCUGCACCCUUACAAAAGGAACAAGUAGCAAGCUGUUUGUCACACCUGGGCCUGCCACCAACCCCCGUGGGCUGGGAACCUUCAGGAAGAGCUGCAAAGUCACUUCUUUGUGCUCAGCCUAUUCCAAGGUCAAGGGGCCUGCGUCUCUAUCCUUUGUUGCUUAGCUGUUAGGCUAUAAUUUCUCUCAGGGAAUAUUUAUAUUAUGUGAUCUCUUUUACUGUUUAAGAAAGCAGGGAUGGACUCAUUAUUGAACAAGAGACUUUUGCAGGGGAGGUCUUGUGUCAAAAAAAAAGAGUUUUAUUUUUAAUAAUGUGUGAUUGUGUGUGUGUGUAUUUAUGUACUCAUGCAGUCUGGAGGCAUUAAAUACCCCUGAAGGGCUGGAGUUCCUUGUGAGCCAGCUGGUGUGCUGGGAAUCAAAUUUAGGUCUUCUGUAAAAGCAGUACGGCUCCUAACCACUGGGCCAUCUCCCCAGCCCUGGGUAAUAGGCUGUUGUGGAAAGCUGUGGGUUUCUGUGGUAAUUGGUUUCUUGUUAACUGCAGGUUACUGCAUUCAUACAAGGAGCAUGGCAUGACCCGGGUUGGACUGUUGGGUUGGUUGGUUUAUAUGUGCCUCUAGGGAUCAAGGCCAGGCUCUUGCACAUGCUGCACUGAUUCUCUGCCACUCUACAAAUGGGUAAACUGAGCCUGCAGGCUGUGCCCUGGUGGCCCAUGUUCUAUAGCUAGUGCACUAGUGGAGCUGGGGUUACCUCACCUAAGACCAAGCUUCAUUUUUUUUUUCUCCUUGUCAUGGAAUGGGACAAGUCUUAACCAAGCAUGAUGUUGCUUCUCCUGCCUCCAUUUUCCAUGGGCACCAUGCUUAGUGUUGUCUCAGUGAGUGGCCAUGUCCUGGCAGUCUGAGCUGAGCAGGGGAAGUGCAAACAUUCUCUAAGGGAUCAGAGUGCACUGCAUGUGACAAACUAUGUUGCCUUGAACACCGUGUCCCCAUGGAGAAGGUCCCAGUCUUCCUAAGUGACUUAGGUAAUACAGGGAGGCUGAAGAGCCCUGGUCACCGUGCCUAUACUGCAGGGUGCAGCUGAACAGGCAUGUAGUUCCCGGGGAGCCCAAGCUUCUUGUGGUCUGGGAAGCUGUAGAAGAUGGGGCAUCUGCUCCUAGGGCAAGCAUCUGAGGAAAGAGUUGGGAUUCUAGGAAAAGGACUGCUGGGAGUCAAACCUGAGUCCUUUGGAAGAGUAACUACGGACUGAGAUGUCUCUCCAGCCCACAACUUUAUUAUUUGUUUGUAUGUUUGUUUGGUUUGGUUUUUUGAGACAGGGUUUCUCUGUGUAGUCCUGGCUGUCCUGGAACUCACUCUGUAGACCAGACUGGCUUCAAACUCAGAGGUCCACCUGCCAUGUGCCUCCUGAGUGCUGGGAUUAAAGGUUCAUACCACCACUGCCAGGCAAAAGGUAGGGCUUUGGAUUUUGUUUUGUUUAUUUUGUUAUUUAUUCUCUGUAUGUCCUAAAGAAAGGGGAACAUGGUGGCUGCAGAGUCAGGACUCAGCCAACUCCCAAGGUCAGGCUGAGAUGGUGCUGCAUUUUAUCUAGAGUCAACACAGCCUACUAGACAAGAAUAUAUAAUGGGGGUUAGCAGUCAGGACACAGCUGACAUCAGCACCAAGUUACUGGAGCGUUCCAGGUGUCCAAGUGUCAUCCAUAAGCAUGCUGGUGAAGCUAACUGUCUAGACUCAGGGAGGUGCCCCUCUGAUCCCUGCCCUAGUGGGAUGGUCUCCUUAGUGUACCCAAGCACCUGCAUUGUCCACAUGGUAACGCUUCUCUGGUGAGUUGUUUAAGAUAGGAUAUUUCUGUGUAGCUCUGACCAGCCUGGAACUUGCUGUAUAGACCAAGUUGACUUUGAACUACAGAGAUCUGCCUGCUUUGCUUCCCAAGUGCUGGGAUUAGAGGUGUGCACCACCAUGCCUGGCUGGCUUUAUUUAUUUAUUUAUUUACUUACUUACUUACUUACUUACUUACUUACUUACUUAUUUAUUUUUAGCUUGUGUGUAUGAGUGCUUCACCUGCAUGUAUGCCUGUCUUAUUAGGGUUUUUAUUGCAGCGAUGAAACAUCAUGGCCAAAAAGCAAGUUGGGGAGGAAGGGUUUUGCCAUUCAUCAUUGGAGGAGGUCAGGACAGGAACUCAAACAGGGCAGGAACCUGAAGGUAGGAGCUGACGCAUGCAUAGGCCGUGGAGGAGUGCUGCUUACUAGCUUGUUUUCCUUGGCUUGUUCGGGCUGCUCUUUUAUACCACCCAGGGCCACCUGCCCAGGACUGGUUCUACCCACAAUGGGCUAGGUUCUCUCACAUCAAUCACUAAUUAAGAGAACACCCACUUCCAGGGAUGAGGGUGGAGGGUUGGUUUUCAUGUCUUUAAUCCCAGCACUCAGGAGGCAGAGGCAGGUGGAUCUCUGUGAGUCUGAGGCCAGCCUGGUCUACAAAGCAAGUUCCAGGACAGCCCAGGAUACACGGAGUAACUGUGUCUUGAAAGAAACAAAAAAGAAAACACCCUACAGGCCUGCCUAUAGUCUGAUCAAAUUGAGCCAUUUUCUCAGUUGAUGCUCCCUCUUCUCCAGUGACUCUAGCUUGUGUCAAGUUAACAUAUAAUUAGACAGCUCAGUGUCUGUGCACCAUGUACAUGGACAUCUGCUGUCCACAGACACCAGAUGAGACUCCUGUCCCCAGGAGCUAGAGUUACAGAAGGUACGUGUGAGCCUUCAUAUGGCUUCUAGGAACCAACCCCAGGUCCUCUGCAAGAGCAGUCAGUGCUCUGAAUUGCUGAGACAUCUUUCCAGCCCCUUAUUUUACUUAUUUUGUUUUGUUUUCAGAUGGUCUUACUUUGUAGUCCUGGGUAUCCUGGAACUUGCUCUGUAGACCAGGCUAGCCUUGAACUCAGAGAUCUACCCGCCUCUGCUUCCCAAUUGCUGGGAUUAAAGGUUUCCACCACCACUGUCUGGCUCAUUUUUUAACUGUGUGUGUGUGUGUGUGUGUGUGUGCAUGUGUGCACAUGUGUGUGUGUGUGUGUGUGUGUGUGUGUGCACGUGUUUAGGUUUGUGCUUAGAAGCCAGAUAAGGAUGUCAGAUCCCCUGGCGCUGGAGUUACAGGUGCUUGUAGGCCAUUUGACAUGGGUGCUAGAAACCAAAUCUUGGUUCUCUGAAAGAGCAGCGUGUACUCGUAACCUCGGAGCUGCCCUCCGGGCUCCCAGCACCACUGCAGCCAACCCUUUCCACUGCACCCGCCCUGUGGAUUUUACAGUCCAUCAAUUCUUCAUGAUUUUGGGUAAACGUUCAGACUUGUACCACUGUCACCACGAUCCACUUAUGACCAGAAGUCACUUAGGCCUGUGACAUUAUUCCUCGUUUGCACCUCACUAUCUUAAGCCUCAGGCUAACACUCAUCUACUUCAAGUCUUUGUGGAGUUCGAAACCUUGCUAAAAACCGAACCCAGAUCUGCUCAUGCCAGACAAGUGCUUUACUGACAAACCGUAUCUCCAGCACUAUGGUCUUUUUUUUUUUCCUAAAAAAUCAGGAGACUUGCAAGAGAGCUCAGUUGUUAAGUGCUUGCUGCAUGAAGGCCUGAGUUCAAUUCCCAGCGCUCGUGAAAGAAAAACCUGGCACACCUGUAGUGCCUCCUGGGGAGCUGGAGACAAGGUGCUCCUGAGGAAUGAUACCCUAGGCUAACCUCUGGCCUGCACACAACAGCCACACCUGUUACUGUGCACACAUGAACAUACAUGCACACUGAACACACACUCACAAAUCAAAGAAUAUACAAGACUAUAAGUUCCCAAACCCAACCCAGAAGAUCCAGUGUUUAUAAUUCAGUAGUGUCUCUCCAAACACUCUUCAGCAUAACCAUUCAUUCAUAAUAAGCAGUCUCACAGCACUAUUCCGAUAAGAUUUAAUUAAAUAACCCUGGUUCUUAACACAGUUCAAAUGUCAGUGACUAUAAAGUUCAUCACCAAUAGCUGCAUAACAUGAACUUUGUAGUCAGCUCCUCCCCCACAGAUCUCGUGGAACAACAGGUUGCAUCUGAUGGGCAACCAGUCGUAACAUGCCCCCGCCUCCUGUGUCAGGGUCUGAUUAGUCACUGUAUUUGUUCAGGGACAGGCAGCGAAGCUUACUGUCACUAAAUGAAGAAAUCAGAUGAGCCAUGUAGCCUCUCACAAAGUAGAUUAUCAGAAGAGCAAGCAGAGACUCAAGUACGGCUCACCAUGGCCAAACAGCUGCAGGCUCGAAGGCUGGACGGGAUCGAUCACAACCCCUGGGUGGAGUUUAUCAAACUGUCAAGUGAGUAUGAUGCUGUGAACUUGGGCCAGGGCUUCCCUGACUUCUCACCUCCGGACUUUGCUGUGCAAGCUUUUCAGCAGGCCACCAGUGGGGACUUCAUGCUCAACCAGUACACCAUGGCAUUUGGCUACCCACCACUGACAAAGAUCCUGGCAAGUUUCUUUGGCAAGCUGCUGGGACAAGAGUUGGACCCACUCAAGAAUGUGCUGGUGACAGUGGGUGCCUACGGGGCCUUGUUCUCAGCCUUUCAGGCCCUGGUGGAUGAAGGAGAUGAGGUCAUCAUCAUAGAACCUGCUUUUGAUUGUUAUGAACCCAUGACACUGAUGGCUGGAGGUCACCCUGUGUUUGUGCCCCUCAGGCAGAGCCCUGCUCCUAAGGGACAACUAGAAUCCAGCAAUGACUGGCAACUGGACCCCACAGAACUGGCCAGCAAAUUCACACCUCGCACCAAGGCCCUGGUCCUCAACACACCUAACAACCCUUUGGGAAAGGUGUUCUCUAAGAUGGAGCUGGAGCUGGUGGCUGAUCUGUGCCAGCAGCAUGAUGUCCUGUGCAUCUCUGAUGAGGUCUACCAGUGGCUGGUCUAUGAUGGGCACCAGCACGUCAGCAUCGCCAGCCUCCCUGACAUGUGGGGACGGACCCUGACCAUCGGAAGUGCAGGCAAAACCUUCAGUGCUACGGGCUGGAAGGUGGGCUGGGUUAUGGGUCCAGAUCACAUCAUGAAGCACCUGCGGACUGUGCACCAGAACUCUAUCUUCCACUGCCCCACCCAGGCCCAGGCCGCAGUAGCCCAGUGCUUUGAGCGGGAGCAGCAACACUUCGGACAACCCAGCAGCUACUUUUUGCAGCUCCCACAGGCCAUGCAGUUAAACCGAGACCACAUGAUCCGUAGCCUGCAGUCUGUGGGCCUCAAGCCCUUAAUCCCCCAGGGCGGCUACUUCCUCAUUGUAGACAUCUCAGACUUCAAGAGCAAGAUGCCUGACCUGCCUGGAGCUGUGGAUGAGCCCUAUGACAGACGCUUUGUCAAGUGGAUGAUCAAAAACAAGGGCCUGGUGGCCAUCCCUGCCUCCAUCUUCUUCAGUCAACCUCAUCAGAAGGAAUUUGACCACUACGUCCGAUUUUGUUUUGUGAAGGAUGAGGCCACACUCCAGGCCAUGGAUGGGAGGCUGCAGAAGUGGAAAGGAGAGCCCCAGCCCUGAGGCCACCUUCAGCCCUGCCUCACACAUGGAGGCCUCAGCUGUGCCUCAUCAUAGGGAUGGCGAUGGAGGGCCCAGCUGUAUGACUGGGCAUGUUUCCAGGAAAGAGGGCAUUUAUUUGGGGGUUUCAGCAAUCUUUUCCCAUAGUGUCUGCACAGCUGUCUUGUGUUGGGGUCCUGUUCUGGGCCUUACGCUACUCAUCUGUGAGUUGUUGUGGCCCCACCGCCUGGAACAAUAAAGGAUAGAUAACAGCCCAACCCCAGGCCUCCCUAUCUUAGCCCUGUUGAGGCUCAUUAGCUUCGCUAACUAACUCUUCUCCUGUGACCUCGGGUGUUGCUUCUGAUUUGAUUGCUUUUGUUCCUAAUAAAGUUUUAAGUUAUUGGAACCCUAAA
Molecule: messenger RNA, 6249 nt
Organism: Psammomys obesus (fat sand rat)
Lineage: Eukaryota; Metazoa; Chordata; Mammalia; Rodentia; Muridae
Gene: Kyat1
Product: kynurenine aminotransferase 1
Exons: 14
Coding region: 4505-5860 (451 amino acids)
Biological process (GO): biosynthetic process
Cellular component (GO): cytoplasm; mitochondrion
Molecular function (GO): pyridoxal phosphate binding; L-kynurenine:2-oxoglutarate transaminase activity
Source: RefSeq, a predicted model, not a curated record